This is a messenger RNA of Saccostrea echinata, 891 nucleotides long. RefSeq names its product carboxylesterase 5A-like. The record is from RefSeq and is a predicted model, not a curated record. The transcript is spliced from 2 exons. The coding region runs from base 1 to 891 and encodes 296 amino acids. NCBI's taxonomy places the organism in Eukaryota, Metazoa, Mollusca, Bivalvia, Ostreida, Ostreidae.
AUGAAAUUAGUGAAUGCUACUGAUGAGUACGCUUCUGAUUUGGGGCUUCCAGCAAUCUCGCGCACGAUUUUCGCUCCCAUAGUUGAUGGAGAACUGUUGAGAAGAGAACCUACUCUUCUUUUACAUGAUAAAAGUUCUUCAGAAUUCACUUUCUUCCAGUCACUGGAUGUAAUGAUAGGUAACUGUGAGAACGAAGCUUCUUUAAUAGUUUGUGCAUUCCCAUUCCUACAAGAUGAGCUUACCUUCAAUAUAAGCAUUGGUGUUCCAACGGUGGAAAUGUGUAAGGUAUUUCUACCCAAUUUAUUAAACGAAAAGAUGAAAUCUAAUGUCCGAGUCUUCAAGGACGUGUGUGACAUGUACACCGUAAAGGAGAAUGAUGUAGCAGAGCAAGGGCGCCAAUUUUUAAGCCUCAUUAGUGACUAUCUCUUUCUUAGACCAUCCACUUCAAUGCUGCUUGAACACUCCAACAAUGUCCAGGCAUCUUCUACUUAUCAAUAUGUAUUUUUUGAUGAACUCUCAUUCAUGCUUCCAAAUGCUCCUUUGUGGUAUCGUGGCUCUGCUCACGCCACGGAAUUAGUUUACUUGUUCUUCUAUGAACAGUUAGUGUCACAUGUUAAGUAUCCUGAAGGUGCCGAAAUAUUGGUGAAUCAAAUGAGGUCAUAUUGGACGAAUUUUGCCAAAACAGGAAACCCAAAUGGUCCUGGACUUCCAGUAUGGUUGCCUUUUGAUCGUAAUUCCAGUCAUCCUUACAUGAGCCUGAGGUCACUAAAUACUGAGAUGGGGCAAGACUACAGAAAAGAGUACAUGGAGUUCUGGCUUCAUAAGAUCCAUAGAAUGUUGUUCGAGGCUGACUGUGAUCAAAAUAGCUAUGCUUUACCUGUUGUAGGAUAG